Octopus sinensis (East Asian common octopus) is the source of this 1214-nucleotide messenger RNA. RefSeq names its product histone H1.0-B-like. Gene Ontology annotation, biological process: chromosome condensation; negative regulation of DNA recombination; nucleosome assembly. Lineage: Eukaryota; Metazoa; Mollusca; Cephalopoda; Octopoda; Octopodidae. The record is from RefSeq and is a predicted model, not a curated record. Gene Ontology annotation, molecular function: structural constituent of chromatin; double-stranded DNA binding; nucleosomal DNA binding. The coding region runs from base 239 to 913 and encodes 224 amino acids. The transcript is spliced from 2 exons. Gene Ontology annotation, cellular component: nucleus; nucleosome.
ACAAGGCCUGAAAUUUUGAGGGAGGAGGAGGCCAGCUGAUUUCAUCGACCCCAGUGCUUCACUGGUAUUUGUUUCAUCGACGCCGAAAGGGGGGAAGGCAAAUUCGAUCUUGGGGAAUGUAAACUCAGCACGUAACGUCCGAAGAGAUAAACACCCGUCCACUGAUGAACUCUACCAAAGCACAUAAAUGGCUUGCAACUAGGGCGAUUUGUAGUAAACAGGAAUCACAGUCAAGAAUAUGUCCAAGAAAUUACUGGCGACACACAAUUCUACAAUAGUGUUAAAUAGUUCAGUGGAGCGGCCGACGUAUCAUGUAAUGAUAAAAGAAGCCAUUUCGUUUUUAAAUGAACGUAAAGGGUCAUCUCGCCAGGCUAUUAGCAAAUAUAUUGAAUCGACGUAUUAUUUAUCGUCAGUCGAUAAAAGUGUACAAAGUCGUCUAAAGAUGAGCUUAGUUCGAGGUGUUGACAAAGGUUAUUUCCAUCAAACAAGUGGCAAGGGCGCUAACGGUUCGUUCAAACUUACUAAAGAGGAGCCAAAGAGAAAAGCGGAAACUAAACCCAAGAAAGAAGUAACUGCUAAGGAAAGUAAACCGAAAAAUGUUACAACAAAGAAAAUCAAAAAGUCUCCUGAGAAACCCGAAGUGUCUCCCGUGAAAUCUAAGGAGAAACCCUUACCAAAACUCAAAAUCAAGUCUGUGCCCCUAAAGAAAUCGGGUAGCGACGUUUCCACCCCGAAGAGUAUUAAAAAAAUGGCAAGGUUGAAAGGUAAGCUUUCCAAUAGUGGGAAGACUAUAAAACCAACAUUGUUACAGUUAACUCCUCACAAAAAACGAGAUAAGCGUUUAACUAAAAUCUUAACUCCUAAAAAAGUGGUCAUUAAUCCAAGACCGAAAAAGUAUAUUGGAAAUCGUUAAGUUUGCAAAGCACCCCCCUACAACAAAAACUCAUUUGAAAAAUUUUAUCUGAAUAUGACCGUUUCUGAGGAUAUAUAUUUAUAUAUGUGAAAUAUAUUGUGCGCUUGUAUUAAAAUCAAAUUUCAUGAAAUAAUGUUUAUCUUAACAUUUGAAAAAAAUAGUUGUUUCGAAACUUUGUUGCUGUGUUCAUUUUAAAAACUUUUUCAAUGUAGAUUGGUUUUUGGAAAACCAUUUCAACAUUCUCGAACUUAUUACUUCAGGAACCAAUUUUAAACGUCAAAACUAAACCGAAUUUUAAGAA